Pseudovirgaria hyperparasitica is the source of this 888-nucleotide messenger RNA. Its product is annotated as mannose-P-dolichol utilization defect 1 protein-like protein. The record is from RefSeq and is a predicted model, not a curated record. The coding region runs from base 1 to 888 and encodes 295 amino acids. NCBI's taxonomy places the organism in Eukaryota, Fungi, Ascomycota, Dothideomycetes, Acrospermales, Acrospermaceae. The transcript has 2 exons.
AUGGACGCGAUCCGACCUUACGUUCAGGAAGUCACUCAUCGUCUCCCGGCGCCCAUCGUCACGGCCGGCCGCGAUCUUAUCGGACCAUACUGCUACAAAACUGUAGUCGAAGACUUCGAUCUCCUCAAUCACCCAGAAUGCGUAAAGCUCGGGGUCUCUAAAGCGCUUGGGAUCGCGAUAAUUGGCGCUUCAGCUAUUGUCAAAGUCCCACAGCUUAUCAAGCUUCUACAGACGAAGACUGCGAAAGGAUUAUCGUUUACUUCGUACGCGCUCGAGACGUCGGCAUACAUCAUUAGCUUGGCAUACAAUUACCGUCAUGGCUUUCCCUUCAGUACAUACGGCGAGACUGCCUUGAUAUUGAUUCAGAACGUAGCGAUUUCCGCACUGGUUCUGCACUUCUCUGGAAAAGGGCCUGCAGCGGGCGCUUGGAUCGCAGGACUCGCGGCAACUGGUUAUGCGCUUUUCAACGAGAAUGCCGGUCUUGUAGACGUCAAUCGCUUGGCCAUGUUCCAAGCUGCAGCUGGUGUCCUUGGUGUCGCGAGCAAAAUUCCUCAGAUCUGGACUGUGUAUCAAGAAGGGACCACAGGCCAACUGAGCGCGUUUGCUGUUUUCAACUACCUUGCAGGUUCCCUUGCACGCGUCUUCACAACCUUACAAGAAGUGCCCGAUCCUCUUAUACUAUGGGGUUUCAUUGCCGGCUUCGUGCUGAACUUGGUUCUUGCAGGGCAAAUGAUCUACUACUGGAACACUGCUCCAGCUGUAAAGAAGUCGAAAGGCAAGAACGCUCCCUCCUAUGCCACUGUGGCUAAGAAGAACACCCCACUGGAUCCUGCAACUCCAGCGCAAUCGACGCGUUCAAAGACGCCUUCUACGCGCCGCCGUGGCUAG